GCGUGGCAAUGGUCUCCAGCACGCCGCCAUAUUGGCUGUUGUCCUGUCCAAAGCGUCCAGGUCUGGGCUGUUGACUUUGGGGGGGUUAUUUUGGUGUCGGGGUGGCCCUGUGAGUCCGAGGAGCCGUCUAUAGGAGCGAAAAAUGACCAGGAGGAGGAACAAGCAGGGCAGCACCCGCAGGGAACGUGCAGUGGGCCAGCAGAGGCCGGGGAAAGGCUCUCCUGCUUCUGAUGGAACAGAUACUGAUGCCAGAGAGAGGCUGGAAGAUGUGGGGAAAGGAGGACAGGUAUUGCCUUCUUCAAGUGAGUUUGUACAAACGUGCUGCCUCUUGUGUCACCGGGAAAGGAAAGAUUGGUUGGGUUCAGCGCCUCACAAUGGGGUGCUCUCUGCCAUGGAUGAAAUUCCUGCUUCUUUCAUGCCUUCCUUGGCACAGAACCUUUUGGGUGAAAUGCCGCUAUGGAUUUGUCAGAGCUGCCGGAAAAGCGUGGAGGAAGAGGAGAGACAGGCAAUGCCAGAGCAGCCAUUAGCGGUGUCUCUGUCACACACAUCCUGCAAGUCCCAGUCCUGUGGUGGUGGUUCACACUCUUCAUCUUCCUCCUCAUCUUCCUCCACUUCUUCCUCUUCCUCCUCUUCUUCUUCAUCUUCCUGCCAUGGAAACUCUGGGGACUGGGACCCUAGCUCUUUCCUGUCUGCCCACAAGCUGUCGGGGCUCUGGAACUCUCAGCACUCCAAUGGGAACCUAGGAGGAGAAGAAGCAGCAGGGGAAAAGGGCAGCAGGCUUCCGGCAUCACCGGAGCGUGGUAGCAAGACAUCGAAGCUGUCUGGUUUAAAGGUCUGUCCAUAUAGUCCAUCUGGAACCAGCACAGGAACACUCCCUACCUCACUUAACUUCUGUAAAUCUCCAAAACAGUUCAAAAGCAUGUGUCAUAGGCCAUCAUCCCCAGAUUGUGUUCUUUUAGGGGAAGGCUACCAUUCAGAGCACAAUCAUCAUUCGGAUCCUAGUGCUCCUCCGAAUAGUCCAACUGGACUAGCAUCUCAACCUCCAGUCUCUCCACACAGUCCUCCACACCCAUACCUCUCCUCGCCCAAUACGGCAGCCCCUUUCUCAGCAACAAGCCUAUCGUCUCACACUGCACCCUCUAAAGCCACUGUCUGCCCCUCCACCGGAGCUCACAGAAGUCCUCAUUUACCAGGGUCCAAUCCAUCUCUCCUUAAAGUAAAUCCACCUCCCCCACCACUCUCUGCCUGUAGCCAUCCUUGCAAUGGGCACUGUAAUGGCACAAAUGCACUACAGGGAGGAAGCACACCUGGAACCACCACCAGGGAUGCAACAUGUCGAGGACACAAGUUUUCCAGUGUAUCCGGCUGCUCCAACUUGCAACCCUGUGAGGCAGACGAGGGUCUGGGGGAAGAUGAAGACAGUAGUUCAGAGCGUAGUUCAUGCACUUCUUCGUCUACCAACCAGCGAGAUGGCAAGUUCUGCGACUGCUGCUACUGCGAGUUCUUUGGUCACAACACGCCACCUCCAGCCCCCACAAGUCGAAAUUAUCCAGAGAUGCGUGAAAAACUUAGAUCACGUUUGACCAAGAGGAAAGAAGAGGUCCCACAGAAGCGGCACCCUUCAGAAGAGCAAACAGUGGACCAACGCAAUGUUGAUGAACUUUUAGACUUCAUAAACAAUAGUGAACCCAAGGCAACCAGCACCAAUAAAGCUGCAAAGCGAGCACGCCACAAAUUGAAGAAGAAGGAAAAAGCCCUUCAAGAAGCUGGUACUCAGAAAUCUGACAUCUAUAGUUCAUCUGUAGAAGACACAGAGGCUCCAUCUACAGGAGAGAAGUUACUGCAGUGGCCUCAGCUUGAGUUGGAGCGAGUAAAUAGCUUUUUAACAAGCCGGCUUGAAGAGAUCAAGAAUACCAUCAAAGACUCUAUUAGGGCUAGCUUCAGUGUCUAUGAUCUAAAUCUUGAUGUCAACGAUUUCCCUAAAAAAGCAGCUGUGCUGGAGCAAAAAAACUUGCUUUCCCACCUUAACGGUUCUUCUGAUCUCCAAGAGAUUGAUCUUGACCUGUCCCCCCUUACACUUGGUGUUUCAAAAAACCAGGAUGCAAAACUGACAGAGAAUGAAGUAAAUACUUCCACUCAGUCUACAGAAAAUGGUGUUGUGAAAAGGCUAAGUGCUGUUCCUAAUCUCUCUCGUAUGAUCUGGGUUCAGUCUCAGAAGAACUCCGAAUCUGGGGAAAGUGGGGAUAAAGCUUCUCUCGAUACCCUAGAAAACCAGGUAUUGGAUAGUUGUGAAAAUCAGAGACCCCACGUUCAGCCAGGUGCUUCUCUCUCUGGAGGUCGUACAAAGAAGAGCAAAAAAACAAGCCUCCAAACACGAAAGUGUGAGUCUCAUAUUGGGGAAGGUGCACCACCUAAAAUCAGUACAUCAGGAGCAAAAGCCCAACGCAAGCUUUUACUUGAGAAAAUGGAAGAGACUUCAAAGCAAGGACCAGACACUGUGAAUUCAGUAACUUCCAGGCCAGAAAAAGAGAAAAGUGAGCCAGUUGGAUCUGAAAGGACAGAUGCCAGAGCCACUGCUGGGUCUAAAAGCAAAGCCAAGAAGAGUAGGAAUAAAACGGAUAAACCAAGUGUAUCUGUUGAUGAUGUGUUCCUUCCUAAGGAUGUAGACAGCAUGGAAAUGGAUGAGACCGAUCGAGAAGUAGAAUAUUUCAAGAGGUUCUGUCUGGACUCUGCCAAGCAGACGCGGCAGAAAGUGGCUGUUAACUGGACCAACUUUAGCCUGAAGAAAACCACUUCCAAUGUGGCACAAUGAUGCCUGCACUUCCUACAUUUCUCUUCUAAUGUCACCAGUAAACUUGUUUUAACAAGUUCUCUGACCUCUGGUUCCCCACUGCUCCAUUUUGCACACUUUCACAAGCUGUUUAAGGGUUUUUAAUACUGCGUCUCAACUGCCCUUUUUUUAAUUUGUAUUUUUUUCUAUCACGGCCAACAGCAUUUUAUAGCUCUUGUAUUCAGGUCCUCAUUGUUGGCAUCACACAUGGCAUGAAAUCUGUUUUGCAUCACUCCCUUGCAUUGAAGUGGCAUGGACAAUAAUUGUGUGUUAAGAGAAUGAAUCCCACAUGCCAUAAUGCCUGGAAUGUCUAUGUUCACUAUUUCUCCAUGAAUUUUAAACCCCAGCUUCCUAAGAUGUCAGUAGCGCAUCCACUACACUAGGAUCACACAGGGAACAAUUUAUGAGGAAAAAAUUGUGUAUAUAUAAUUUUUUUCUGCCUGUAAGAUUAGGAGGUUGCGUUAUUUAAUCUAAACACUACAUUGAAAUCACAACAGCUACAUUAUUUGAGCUGCUAGGGUAUUAUUUUUUUUUUUUAAUCAAAUGAGAAACCGUUCCUGCAUCCAGGUCAUAUAGAGAGGCCAGCAGGUAACACUUGCCCCUUUUAUUCCCUGCAACAGGGACUUGCAACAAACCUGUGCACAACCCAUAACAAUAGAAAUGCUUUUGGCAGCUUGAAAGUCUUCAGCCAGUGGAUCUUUUCAUAGUGCUUGGUUCUGCAACUGUUUUGAGUGCAUUUCAUCUUAGAGAGACUUGUAGGGGCUUUUUCUCUUAAGAAGCUGUAGACUUUAAAACUAGGGAGGGGCAGCAGAUGAAAUUGACUGGUAGGAACAACAAAUUUAACAAGCCUCAUCACCACUAUUAAUAUGUUUAUAUCAUCAAAUUUUGUAAUCGGUCUUUGUUCCCUUUUAUAACCUGAAGCAUGCUUUCUACCUAUGUGGGGAGAUGGCCCUUUCUCACAAAGUGUGGUUACACCGAUGUACAGGGAGCUUUAACAAUCUGAACUGCUUUCUACUCCCCUUCCUGAACGCAGGGUUCCAAAAUAUCUGCCAAACUAAUUCAAAUCUCAUUGGAUUUUAGAUACUACAAUAUUCCAUAAACGGGGAACUCAUUAGAAUAUUACUUUUAUGAAGUUAGAGGUGUCUAAAAUUUGGUCAGUCCCCGGUAAGAGGAAUGUAGGAGCAUAAGCCGUCAUUGUUUUUAAUCUAUUAAUCCUUUAAUCCUAUCCUUUUAUCAAGCACUUGCAUCACUUCUGUUCCUCCACUGUGCGUCUUGUGUGAAGCCUUCAGAAGGGUGCAUUGGGGAAGGUACAUUGCCAUUUUAACCAGAGCACCUUUUAAUAGCCCCUCUUCCUCUGCUAUGUGUAUUUCCCAUGCAUUGUCAUUUACCAACCAAAAUAAUGUAUCUGGCUACAGUAGAGCGAGACAGAAAUAAUAUGUCUUAUUUCUUUAUUUUCCUCUGUAUUUUUUUUAAUGUUAUUAUUUUUACCUGACAGCUGGUGCUAUGCUCGAAUACACCAUGGGAUUCUGGACUUUAUAAGCAGCAUAAGCAGGUCCAGUUCUCUGGAUUCGGCAUUGGAUUUUAUUAACGUUCUGUUCGCCAAGUGUAUAUUGGCUUUGCUGUGUUUUUUUGUUUUCAUUUUUUUAUUAUUAUUUACUUUUUAUACUGUGAAAAUCUUUCAUUCAGAAAGAUUAAAAUGACAUUUGACACAGGUGAAACUGGA
Rana temporaria (common frog) is the source of this 4553-nucleotide messenger RNA. It is a transcript of the gene FAM193B, whose product is annotated as family with sequence similarity 193 member B. Bases 143 to 2812 code for a protein of 889 amino acids. The record is from RefSeq and is a predicted model, not a curated record. The transcript has 10 exons. Gene Ontology annotation, cellular component: cytoplasm; nucleus. NCBI's taxonomy places the organism in Eukaryota, Metazoa, Chordata, Amphibia, Anura, Ranidae.